ACAAACAAAUUCGUCCGGGACUAUUGGCGGUGCUGCAUAUGAUGUAUCCCAGGCACCCGGCCAUCCGUCCGGAUCAUGCCUCAAUAAUGUGAUCAAGGGCGAUCCGGUUUCAGAACAUCCCUACUCGAGCAGGAGUAGUAGCAGCAGCAGUAGCAGCAUCCAAGACAGAGAGAGGGACGCCGAGGCCCAAAGGGACAAACGGUGGAGCAGGCAGGAUGGGACAUGGGCAUGGGUGUCCCGUGUGGCGGAGUCGACAGCCUCGUAUCCUCGCGUGGUUAAAUUAGACGAAUGAACAUGGGGCUGGAGAAGGCAUCCUGGCGGCCUUCUCUGAGGUUCAGUGUUGCGUCUCCCGCCGUUCCACGACUCUUCCAGGUGUAUUCUUUCGACCCAUGCGGUUCCACGUGGAUACACGUGGAGAAGAGCUGCUGGCGGCUGGGCGGCUGGUUUGGGUUGGGUUGCGCGGGCGGCUUGGCUGUGUCGGCCGUUUGGCCUCGCCCGUCGGUGUGUCUCGCACCCUCUCUCCGUCGCAAGUUCACAAUAUCGUCAUUAGUCCGCUAUCAUCACUUUCGGGGUCCAAGCCCAAGCGUUCCCCCCCAUGAUUGGACCGUCGCUUUCACCGGGCGCAGCGGAUUCGUCCUGGCUUUCACCCCCACGAUCCAUCUACGACUAAGUACUAUCCCUACGAAGGAAGAUGGACGAUCCUCUAGCUCCCCAGCUAGGCGAUGUCAUUCCAGUCCGUGUGUUACUCGGGACUCCGUACAACGAUGGGCUAACGGAAUCGAUAGGUGCCUACGGACUGGUCAUACCGCUAUGACAUACAUGCCGGAUCGGCUGGGGGUGGGCAGGCUUAAGGAUCAUCCAUCUUUCUCCAGUCUCCAGGCCCGUACCUCAUUGUUGGGACGACGACAACAAGGUUCGCAAGGGUGGCCCAAUUCCUGAAUCUUGCUAGAAGGCCGCUAGGGGUUUUAGACCCGUACCAGC
Molecule: messenger RNA, 981 nt
Organism: Aspergillus heteromorphus CBS 117.55
Lineage: Eukaryota; Fungi; Ascomycota; Eurotiomycetes; Eurotiales; Aspergillaceae
Exons: 1
Coding region: 289-939 (216 amino acids)
Source: RefSeq, a predicted model, not a curated record